Molecule: messenger RNA, 1846 nt
Organism: Trichogramma pretiosum
Lineage: Eukaryota; Metazoa; Arthropoda; Insecta; Hymenoptera; Trichogrammatidae
Product: protein rhomboid-like
Exons: 6
Coding region: 391-1368 (325 amino acids)
Cellular component (GO): membrane
Molecular function (GO): serine-type endopeptidase activity
Source: RefSeq, a predicted model, not a curated record
GGCGCGCAUCGACUGCACGCGAGAUCGCAGCGAGGCGUCCGCUUCUGCCAUCUGGCAUCGCAUCAUGCUACCCUUCUGCCGCGUCCUUGUAAAAUUCUCGUGUCUCGUCGAUACUCGGCGACUCUGCAGGACUGUGUCAGUGUGAUAAGCCAUCGGGGCGAUGUUUCGCCUUGCUCGCCAAGCGAGUAGUCGACGAUAACGAUCCGACCGACCGAUGAAGUGAACGUAGUGCGUGCGCGUGACAGGUGCAAGGAAAAACAACAACAGAGCGACGGCGCCAAUUAGAGCUGCUGCGCUCGCAAGUGACAGUGAGACACAUACACACACACACACACACACACACACAAGUUGACCAAAAGCGACUGUUGACUGGUACGCGAGUGCAUCGCCAUGAGGAAAAAGUCGCUAAUUAUGUGCGUGACGGCGCCCCUCAGCGCACCCGGCAAAAUGCUCAAGGAUGCGGCCAGCAAAAAGGCCGGCGAACUGCCCCAUCAGCAGCUACACAACGAAGGUCAACAGCCCCGAUCGUCGGCGGCCGUCAGCAACGCCGGCUCCGCCACCAAGCCUGCCCACACCUCUAUCAUGAUGGUGCGGAUGAUCGGCGAUGAGUUCUUGACCGAGGAACGAGAUCGAAAGUAUUACGCCGACCAUUACACCUGCUGUCCACCGCCUCUUUUCAUCAUUCUCAUUACUCUCGUCGAGUUGGGAUUUUUCACAUAUUACACUGUUACAAAAGGAGAAAUCAACACAUCGGGGCCGGUCCCCAUCGACAGUGUAUUUAUUUAUCGACCAGACAAACGCGAAGAAUUCUGGAGGUUUGCUUUAUACAUGUUUCUUCAUGCAGGAUGGCUUCACUUGCUCUUCAACCUAGGUGUUCAGGUGGUCGUGGGCUUGCCAUUGGAAAUGGUUCAUGGUAGCCUCCGAAUAGCCGCGGUCUACAUGGCUGGUGUAUUAGCUGGUUCUCUUGGUACGUCAGUGUUUGAUACGGACGUUUACUUGGUAGGCGCCAGUGGUGGUGUUUAUGCUUUACUUGCCGCUCAUCUAGCCAACGUAUUACUCAACUACAACAACAUGGAGUUUGGAAUAAUUCGGUUAAUCGGCAUUUUUAUAAUCGCGAGUGCCGACGUCGGAUUCGCCAUCUACCACAGGUACGCAGCCGAGCAGUUGGGGCGCGAGCUCGGCCCUCCAGUCUCCUACGUGGCUCAUCUGACGGGCGCUUUGGCCGGCCUAACGAUCGGCUUACUAGUCCUGAAAAACUUCGAGCAGCGCCUGCACGAGCAAUUACUUUGGUGGGUCGCCCUGGGCGUCUACGCGGCCUGCACCAUCUUUGCGAUCAUGUACAAUCUCAUGCAUCCGGAUUAUCCAUGACGCGAGUAUAGCUUCGCUUACGGACACCCGAUCAAAACGACGUAACGCGAAGCGCACCACGACUUCGACGACGAUGCUCACCUUAGCCUCGUGAUCCUGUGACUGAACCACACACGUUCGUGCGCCUCUUUUCUCCUCCGUUUCUUACCUACAACUCAACAUUAUUUAGGCUUUUUUCUCAUUAUUUCUUGCUAUGCAUGCUCUCAAAAAUCAGUACAUGCCAAAGAUGUUACGCUUAGUCUGUGGGUAUCAGUUGGAAAGAGGUGCACGCAGCCAUCAUUACGAAUGUCAAGAAGCCUUAUGAUAUUGGUUUACUUUUUAAAUGACUGAGGAAGAAUCGUCGCAUAUAAUUCGAAGAAUAAAAACCCAGACAAGACUGAAUAAGAAAGUUUAGCGCGAAGCUACAUGCGCUUCGCGCUGGACCGAUGAUAAAUAACUAUAUUAUAUGUAUAUAUAGUAUAUAGAUACAUAUAAAUGG